UUCUCGGAUCCUCUUGAUGGGACCCCGCUGCUUUCAAGUUGGCAUUUUUUUUGGCUCCAGAAAUGUGGUCCCUCAGACUUGCUCAACACUUAGGCUGCCGUCCGGAGCUACGGGCUGAAUGUGGAUGGUUGUCCUGCGGAGCGGAAGAGCAAUAUUUGAUCUCGGGGAUGAUGAUAGAGCUCUUGACAGAUUAAGGAUCGGCUGCAUUUCCCUGGAUGGUAAAAAGAAGACCGUGUCACCAUAACGAGGGGUCAAUACGAGAGCUGACCGAGGCUGCAUCGGACACAAGAUAUCUCGCUGAAACAGAAAGUCACCCCAACACUGGGCUGGAAACAUUAUGAACAAUGGUUCACUGUGCCGGCUGCGAGAGGCCUAUUGUUGAUAGGUUCUUACUCAAAGUUUUGGACAGACCUUGGCACAUCAAGUGUGUGCAAUGCUGUGAAUGCAAAUGCAAUUUGACAGAGAAGUGUUUUUCCCGAGAAGGGAGGCUGUAUUGUAAAAAUGACUUCUUUAGGAGAUUUGGUACAAAGUGUGGAGGCUGCAGCCAGGGCAUCUCCCCCAACGACCUUGUUCGGAGAGCAAGGAGCAAAGUGUUUCACCUGAACUGUUUUACGUGUGUGAUGUGUAACAAACAGCUGUCGACCGGGGAGGAACUGUACAUCUUGGACGAGUUCAAGUUUAUUUGUAAAGAGGACUACCAGAACAACAAUGGGAAGGACACGAUCCUUCUCUCAGUCACGACAUGCAGCGACCCAAGUUUGUCCCCAGAUUCUCAAGACCCCCAGGAUGACGGCAAAGACUCCGAGACGGGCCAUUUAUCCGACAAAGAGACGUGCAACAACGAGAACGACGAGCAGAGCGUGGCGGGGAAGCGGCGCGGCCCGCGGACCACCAUCAAAGCCAAGCAGCUCGAGACGCUGAAAGCCGCUUUCGCGGCUACGCCGAAGCCGACCAGACACAUCCGCGAGCAACUGGCGCAGGAGACGGGGCUGAACAUGCGGGUGAUCCAGGUGUGGUUUCAGAACCGGAGGUCUAAAGAGAGGCGGAUGAAGCAGCUGAGCGCGCUGGGAGCCAGGCGGCACGCGUUCUUCCGCACUCCCAGAAGAAUGCGGUCGCUAGGAGACCGGCUGGAACCGGGCGAACUGCUGCCCAACGGCCACUUCUCCUACUACGGAGAUUAUCCAAAUGAAUAUUAUGGUUCUGGAGGAAACUACGAGUACUUCCAAGGUCCUCCGUCGUCCCAGGCACAGACACCAGCAGAUCUAGGCUUUGUGCCCUCCUCUGUCCCGACUGGCACCCCAUUAGGGGCCAUAGACCAUCUCCAUCCUGGGCACCACUGUUCUGGAGAGGUGCAGUGUUUCUCAGACAUUAUAUCCCACCAUCCAGCAGACUCCCCUAGUCCAGAACCAAAUGGACCAGGAUCGAUGCACAGCAUCUCCAGUGAGAUGUGUGGCCCUAGCACACCGUUCACCAACCUAGCUCUCAGUGACAAUGGAUACACCAACCAGCUGUCACAGCCUUCUUCAGAAAUGAGCGAAGGCACUGUCUGGUAGGCGAGCCAACACCGAACAUGAUGGCACGGUUGGAAUUUGAAGGCAAAUCAAUACUUCUAUGUUUGUCGUGAAUUUUAUUUAUUUAUUUAAGUAUUUAUGUAUUUAUUAUAUUAUUUCAUUCUCUCUCUCUCUAUCUAUCUAUCUAUCUAUCUAUCUGAGUCUUUAAAAUUGUUUGUUUGUUUAUAUACCAAUUAGUCCACAUGUUAAAAUACUUGUGAAUUUGCAUCGUCUCCAAAAGAUGGGCCUUAUUGACCAAGCAAUAUACAAACAAAUCAGCAGGCUACAGAGAGCAAUUUCUAAUAUUGUACAUAAAAACAAGUGUUACCAAUUGGACGGUGAUGGUUCUUUAAAAAUGUUGACGUGAGAAUUUGUCGCCCUGUAUCUUAGCCUCAUUGAAAAUUCCCCCAAAGUGA
Messenger RNA from Lampris incognitus (smalleye Pacific opah), 1966 nucleotides. Its product is annotated as LIM/homeobox protein Lhx1-like. Gene Ontology annotation, molecular function: DNA-binding transcription factor activity, RNA polymerase II-specific; RNA polymerase II transcription regulatory region sequence-specific DNA binding. NCBI's taxonomy places the organism in Eukaryota, Metazoa, Chordata, Actinopteri, Lampriformes, Lampridae. Gene Ontology annotation, biological process: neuron differentiation; regulation of transcription by RNA polymerase II. The record is from RefSeq and is a predicted model, not a curated record. Gene Ontology annotation, cellular component: nucleus. The transcript is spliced from 5 exons. Bases 345 to 1553 code for a protein of 402 amino acids.